Messenger RNA from Adineta ricciae, 675 nucleotides. Lineage: Eukaryota; Metazoa; Rotifera; Eurotatoria; Adinetida; Adinetidae. The record is from the annotation of a GenBank genome assembly.
AUGAUGAUGACAAACCUUUCUAAUCGAAUCAUGGAUAUUCCAUGCCAAACCCCAUAUCCUUAUAAUCACGAAUGGCCAAUACCUUCGACAUCGGAGACGUUUUCUUUAUAUCCGUCACCAGCACAUACUACGAAUUGUUAUGCUAUUUCAUCAUGUCCUGCUCCACCUUCUUCGUCCUACUAUGACUACUAUACGCCAUCAAAUAGUUAUCCAUCAAUAACGAACACUUGCCAAUCACAUUACAAUACCUAUGCACCGUUCACUCAACAAAAUCUUGUUCAAACAAGUCCACUAUCACAUUCAAAUAGUAUCUCGAUGUCAUCAGAAUUGACCAAAGCGACUUCCGAAACGAUUUCUUCCAAUGUGAUUUAUCCUUGGAUGAAGAAACUUCAUGUUAAAAAUCUCGUUCAAAAUAACGAUGGAACGGAAACGUACAAGCGCGUUCGAACAGCGUAUACUCGGAGUCAAAUCUUAGAAUUAGAAAAAGAGUUUCAUUUCAAAAAGUAUCUAAACCGUCGUCGACGAAUUGAAAUCGCUCGUACGUUAGUACUCACCGAACGACAAGUUAAGAUCUGGUUUCAGAAUCGACGAAUGAAAUGGAAAAAAGAUCACAAUUUGCCGAACACGAAAUCAAAAUUGAUCGAAACGUCAAUCAAGCAAGAACUGCAAGAUUAA